Peronospora farinosa is the source of this 1383-nucleotide messenger RNA. NCBI's taxonomy places the organism in Eukaryota, Oomycota, Peronosporomycetes, Peronosporales, Peronosporaceae. The record is from the annotation of a GenBank genome assembly.
AUGCUGGCCACUGGAACCGUCUCGGCUGUGGCAUCCCCUAGUGAACUACGCCGUCUAGUGACUCUUUCUCGCCACGGCAGUCGAGCACCGAACGAUGUCGUCAAGAUCAUGUGCCCUCAUAACAAGGCCAACUUGGACGCGUACAAGGUGCCAUUUAAGCAGCUUACGGAAAACGGCAUGAAGCAGAUGCAGGCUGUAGGUGAGCAUAUUCGCCUCACGUACAUGGUUGACGAGCCGCUCCAUGAGGACGCCUUCCUGUCGCGCUCAUUCAAUGGUGUGAACCACUCGCACUUCGAGACCUACUUCCGGUCCGACGCUGCAACGCGCUGCUCACAGAGUGCAGCAGCAGUAGCGUACGGCCUCUACCCGGACGGAACCGGUCCGCAAGGCUACCCUCACCAGCUUGUACCAAUCACUAUGCAGUUAGUGGAAAAUGAGCAUGCAUUUGCAGCUACAAAGGGACCCUGCAAGAAUACAUUGGACGCCGAUCUCGCUGUAUACGCUAACACCCGAGCGCCUGAGCUUUUUGAUCAGUAUCGCGACGUUCUCGACCAAUUGGGCGCAGUCUGCGGUGUCGCCGUUGAAGAUAUCCCAAACUUGCCGGGUGGCGAAGACAUCGUACUGGGCGUCAAAGACUUAGCGGAUAUGUUUGGCUUCGAUCGGGACGAGGGUCUUCCACUUACCGAAGGAAUGACUGUCGUGGCGCGCGAGAAGCUAGAGCAGUUGGCAUUCACGAACCUCAUGGAGAGAUACUACUCGACGGAUCGCGAGAUUACGUACUGGGUCGGUGGUUUUGGCGAUCUGCUUAUCAACACGCUUCAGGGUGGAGCUGUACCGACGGCACCAGCUUACACAGAGUAUCGCUACUUUUCCUUCCAUGGCCACCGAGAGUUGCUGCACGGUCUGGGUAUGAUGCUGGGCUGGGAGUUCCACUUUGACGGACUCCCCCAAGCUCUUAAUGUGACGGCUUUGCACCCGGGAACCUCCAUGUUCUUUGAGCUGCGCGCGCGUCAACUCACUGCUGAAGAGGCCCAUAAGCAACCGGAAGUGAAGGAGGCUUACUUUGUGCGAACAUACAUAUGGUCGCCGUUCACUGAGCGCGAGCACAUUAAGCUAACGAAGUGCUCGGUUGCAGAUUGUCCGUUUGAAGAGUUCAAACAGAUCAUUACCAGCCAUAUUGCCAGGACUGGAACCUGGGAUGCUAUCUGCAAUUAUCAUAAACCAGUUUGGGACGAAGACCAUGCUCAGGGCCGCGCUGUGGAGAGCAGCUAUGGGUUCGCAGGUUCCUCCUUCUUCGUCGUAAUUAGUAUUGCCAUAGUGGCAAGCCUGGCGUUUACGGCGUUUAAGGUCUACAAGCGCCGCCGCGGAUACACCAUGGUGUAA